Messenger RNA from Lindgomyces ingoldianus, 1977 nucleotides. RefSeq names its product DUF300-domain-containing protein. Lineage: Eukaryota; Fungi; Ascomycota; Dothideomycetes; Pleosporales; Lindgomycetaceae. Gene Ontology annotation, molecular function: transporter activity. The coding region runs from base 1 to 1977 and encodes 658 amino acids. The record is from RefSeq and is a predicted model, not a curated record. Gene Ontology annotation, biological process: transport. The transcript has 6 exons.
AUGUCAAUAGGCAACCUCCACACCACGGGGUCCCCAGAUAUGUCCCCUGGCGGCACUGGAGACCGCUUUGCGCAUGCCGUUAUUAUCGUCGCCGGCGUAGCAGCUUUGGUUGCAAGUUUAAUCACAGUCCUCAAAAACUAUAGAAAGCCCUUACUACAGAGAUAUGUGGUGCGGAUACUGGUCAUGGUCCCCAUCUUCUCAGCCUCCUCGUGGGCAAGCCUGGUCUCUUUGAGAGCAGCAUUUUGGAUUGGACCAAUUAGGGAUGUAUACGAGGCAUUUACAAUUUACACCUUCUUUCAGCUGUUGAUAAACUUUAUCGGCGGCGAGCGUGCCCUCAUCAUUUUGAUGACUGGUCGUCCACCUGUGUCGCACCUAUGGCCGAUGAACUAUUUUCUCCCCAAAGUUGACAUUUCCGACCCUCACACUUUUCUUGCAAUCAAACGCGGCAUCUUGCAGUACACCUGGCUGAAGCCCAUUCUCUCGAUUGCUGCAAUAAUAAUGAAGGCAACUGGAACAUAUCAAGAAGGAUACAUUGGCCUCGCGUCUGGCUACUUCUGGAGUGGCCUCAUCUACAACGUCAGCAUUAGCAUCAGUUUGUACGCCCUUGCCAUGUUCUGGGUCUGCAUGUUGCACGACCUGAAACCGUUCCGACCAAUGCCCAAGUUCCUCUGCAUCAAAGGGAUCAUUUUUGCCUCUUACUGGCAAGGCUUCUUCCUAUCUAUACUGGUUUGGCUGCGUGCUAUUCCGGGAGACGUUCCCGGCUACACCCCUGACAAUCUUGCCGCCGCAAUCCAGGACGCACUCAUAUGUUUCGAAAUGCCCUUCUUCGCCGUGUCGCAUUGGUACGCCUUCUCAUGGCAUGACUACGCCGAUGACACGAUUUCGGCCGCACGUAUGCCGGUAAAAUAUGCUCUUCGCGAUGCAUUCGGGCCACGUGAUCUCAUUGAAGAUACGAAGGAAACCUUCGGAGGAGGCAACUAUGAGUAUCGGGACUUCGAUGCACGCGACAACGUCUUAGCACAUGAGGAGUCGUCAUCCCGAGAGGCAAGAAUGAGGGAAGGCAUGCGGUAUGAACGAGGUGGCAAGGGAAAGUAUUGGAUACCGAAGCCCGGCCAACAACGUGAGCACGAGCCGCUUUUGUCGAAAGUUACCUCUAGUCGGGCUAGGACGAUGAGCCCUGGAGCCCACCGCGCCCUUGACACAGCUAAAUAUGGAUCUACUGAAAACGACGAGGAUCCAAUGCUGAAUCCUGAAGACGAAAGGCUGUUUGACAAUGCUAGGGCGCUGGAGUUUGGAGACUGGAAUUAUCCAGUCAUUGAGGCUCAUCGAGCCACUCGUGAGAAUCGUUUGUACUCAAGCCCAAACAUUGUAACCGCAUCCACGAAUCGGAACUUGUUACAACCCACUAGAGAGAACAAGCGACGACGAAAGAACAAGAUAAAGGAAAUCCAACAGUCAGCUGACAAGGGAAAGCGUCGCAGCAAUUCAAGUGGUGAACCAUCCAGCUCAAAGUCAAGAGCUCUUCCGUUAGGCAAUCCCCUACGCCAGAAGUCAUCAUCAUCCUCUAGCUCUGCCAAGUCAGAAAGAAGCCAGCUAGUCGAUUUGGUCGUGGAAGAUCAUGAGGCGGAGGAAGUUGAACGGGUCCGAGCACGGAAGGAAGGCGGUCCUGGCUGGAAUGAGGUUGCCCCAAAACACUUCGUCCACACGUAUCCCCAACAGGGACAUCAGGAAGAGGUGCGCGAGGGUUUCGACCCCGACCAUCCCCAGCCGCACAAUCCUGAGCGGGCCCACAACUUAGACUCGCCAUUCGCAGUCGGCGAUGAAGUGGACGAGGAGGACAAACUAGAUCGAAAACUGAUUAUCUCAGAAGAGGCAGAGCAAUGGGAGCACCGAGACAAUCAUGACGAACCCGAUCAGCGCCCAAGCCCACAGUAUGGAAGUUUCCGGGAAGAACGCAAUGUCUGGGGCGAAGGGUAA